Cricetulus griseus (Chinese hamster) is the source of this 2601-nucleotide messenger RNA. Lineage: Eukaryota; Metazoa; Chordata; Mammalia; Rodentia; Cricetidae. The record is from RefSeq and is a predicted model, not a curated record.
GCUGGACAAGCUUUCAAAAAGUUUCUACCGCUCUUUGACAGAGUAUUGGUUGAAAGGAGUGCCGCCGAAACUGUGACCAAAGGUGGCAUUAUGCUUCCAGAAAAGUCUCAAGGAAAAGUAUUGCAAGCAACAGUAGUGGCUGUGGGAUCAGGCUCGAAAGGAAAGGAUUUCUAUAAUUGGCCUGAUGAAUCAUUUGAUGAAAUGGACAGUACACUUGCUGUUCAGCAGUAUAUCCAGCAGAAUAUAAGGGCAGACUGCUCCAAUAUUGACAAAAUUCUUGAACCACCUGAAGGUCAAGAUGAAGGUGUAUGGAAGUAUGAACAUUUAAGGCAAUUCUGUCUUGAACUAAAUGGACUUGCUGUCAAACUUCAGAGCGAAUGCCAUCCAGAUACGUGUACUCAAAUGACAGCAACUGAACAAUGGAUUUUUCUUUGUGCAGCUCAUAAAACUCCAAAAGAGUGUCCUGCUAUAGACUAUACAAGACACACACUUGAUGGUGCUGCAUGUCUUCUGAAUAGCAAUAAAUAUUUUCCCAGCAGGGUUAGCAUAAAAGAAUCAUCUGUAGCAAAACUAGGAUCAGUGUGCCGUAGGAUUUAUAGAAUAUUUUCACAUGCCUAUUUUCAUCACCGGCAGAUAUUUGAUGAAUAUGAAAAUGAAACAUUUUUAUGUCAUCGGUUUACUAAAUUUGUGAUGAAAUAUAAUUUGAUGUCGAAGGAUAACCUGAUUGUACCAAUAUUAGAAGAGGAAGUUCAGAAUUCAGUUUCUGGAGAAAGUGAAGCAUGAAGGGAAUCAUGUCGAACAGUGUACUGAUUGCAUAAUUAACAAUUAUGUACUGUAUAUAUAUCAUUUUAGACACAUCAAUCAUGUAUCCAUAUUAUAGCUUAUUUGUUUAGUAUAGGUUUUUGUAUGCUAUGUGUUGCCUUUUAAAAUGGGAAAUACAUUUUAAGUUAUUCAUGAGCUGUAUAUUCACUGGUGUGGCACUCAUGGUUUUUAAAUAAGUUUAGUAUUAUCUGUUUAUAAUGCCUGUUAAUAAAAGAAUUUACAGUUUGGUAAAAUUGCUGCUAAACAAUCAUUGGAUCACAAUCCUUUCAAAUCUAUAAGAGUGAGCUUGGGUUUCACACAAGCUAUUUACUAAAGAGAUGAUAAUCUUUAGUUUUACCCCCUAAGUUUUGAUAUUUUAGAAAAUUCAGUAGUAUUCCAUCUGUACUUUUAACUUUUCCAAAAAGAGAUAAAAGUGUUUAAAAGGUCUGUUUAUAGUUUUUGUAUGCAUAACCAAUUAUGUAUAUGUUCAGAGAAAUGCAAUGAGGCGUAGUAAUACUUAAAUAAUCUCACUCUGCUACAUAGAGUGUCUUCUAGGUCAGUGUACUUGGAAACAGUAUCUUUUUUGUGACAGUGGAUUAUUAAAUACCUGGUGAUGAUGAUAAAGGCACAUACAUGAUGUUCUCAUGAACACCUGCCCCUUCUUGUUUCCCUUAGUUCUCUCCCCAAACUACAUUAGUCAAGAAAUUUAUUUACCAAGCUAUGGUUAGUGGUGGCUUCUCCCUGUUUAUAUUUGUAUUAAUUGCUUACAGAGCAUACCUCAUACUUGCAGUGACAUUACACUACAGGAAGUCUGUACUGCAUAGGCUCCUGCCUACCUUUGUUUUGGGAAAUUGUUGUAACUACUUAGAAAAUAGUCCUUAAUAUAGUUUGGUUCUUCCUGUUAGUAAUAUUAAUCUUUUUAUCUAAUUCUAGGCAGCAUUAAAUACAUAUGGAAAAGAUAGUGUAUUUAUUUUAUUCUCCCUCCCAGAAGCUUAUUGUUUGAAUUAUAUGCACAUAUAAGAUUAUUUACAGUAAUUCACAGGUUCCGGUGGUGUUGAUGAGUGGUCAUACUUUUUUUUUAUUUCUCCAGUCUUAAAAAUUUAAGUGCAGAUUUAGAACAUAUUUGGUGAAGUUCCCCUAACAUGCUUGGGUCUCAGUGCCACACUGUAAUGAGGCAGUAAGAUAGGAUGGGACUGUGUCUAUAGUUGGGACAGUUGAAGCCAUCCAUCUGUACUGAUUUAACAAACACAAGGAACUUCUUUUUAUUUAUGAGUUAUUUUCAAGUGAAGAUGAAAAAUGCAUUUAUCUUGUUUGUUUUUCUAAUUAUUUGAAGAGAUGAUUUGUAUUGAGACAGGUAUGUAUAGAAGAGCGUGGGAAAUGACAGUGUACCGAGAGUGUGUGCAUAGUUAGUUGAUGCCUGUCCGAGCCUGCCCUGUGCCUGCGGUCAAGGACAUCACUGUACCAUAGCCGAAACUACCUUUUAAGAAGUUUUAUGUUCACAAUGAACAGAGCAUUAACUGAAAUUAGGUGUUUAUAUUACUGUUGCCAUAACCACUGGGGUUAGUAAUUUUUAAAUUAACUUGGGCAAAUAUCUGAGGGACUAACCUAAGUUCAUAAAUCAUACGUAGCAAUGUUGCUGUUCUCUAGUUGGAGUCUCACAGUGGAUUUCUGUCACUUGACUAUUUCUCAGUGAACAUUUAAGGUAGUGGCUGAGUUACAGAUCUGACUGAGUAAUUGGAACACUUUGUGAAUAUAUGGUUUAGUGUUAACAGGAAAUAAAGGAUUUUUUUCUCCUACUCA